GUUUAAAACCGCCAUAAACAAAACAAAGAUAAAGUCUAUUUCCUUUUCAUUCUCUUGGUCUGUAGUGAUUAACGUGUGAAUUUUACGUAAGGUUUGCCUAGUCGUCUCUCCAAACAAGCUGGUUAUGAUAUCGAUGUCAGCUGUGUAUAUGAGAGUAACAAGUCACAUAUUCAAAAAUUUGACCCUGACUUAAUUACUCUACCAACAUGGAUGUUGAUCAACCGGAUGAAAAAAUUCAGUCAAACAGACAGGAUGAAGGUCUUUAUGAUUUCUCCUAUGAUGAUGAUGGGGGCAGCAUCAAGUCUCCUGAUGGUGCGAUUGACGAUGAAUCCAACAUGUCCGCCCUUGACCUUUACACUGACAUGGUCGUCAGAGACAGUGAAGAGGCUGCCCUCUCUAUGGCUAAGCUCAAGGAAGAAAAAUCGUCUUUCAAAACUCAGCUUGACGCUGCAUUAAUUGAAGUCAGCAAGUUGACCACAGUGAACGAGACAUUGACCAAAGAGAACCGAGUACUAAAGAGCAACAUAUCUGUUCUGCUAAAGACCGCCAAGAUGGAGAUACAGCGCAAGGAGAGAGAGCUCAAUGAAUUACGCGACAUGCAACUUGAUGGAAGAAGACCAUCAGCAAAUUCUUUUUCUUCAAGGUCACGCAAGACAAGGAGGGGUCCCAAACAGCGGCAGCAGCCUGGACCCCUGCGGCAGAAUGGAGCUCAGCAUCCCAAAGGUCCAAACGCUGGGCCUACCCCCAGGGCUAUGAACAGAACAGGAGACAGUGACAGCGAUAAGGAACAAAAACGAGAUGUUCGAGAGACUAUGUUUGUGCGGAGGCAAAGAGCAAGGAAUCAACAGCAGUCUACAACCUCAACGUCACAAUCAUCCAAAGUGCCACAUCUGUCCUCAGAUAAACGUGAAUCAGGUGGUGCAAAGAGGUCUAUAGGGGACACUUUGCUGCAUCUGUCACGGCAGUCAUCGCAACAGAUUGAAACGUUGCGUUGUGAGACCAAAGAGAAGGACAAGGUUGGACCAUUGAUGAAGGGUUCUGAUGGAAGCCAACUUCAAAGGACAAUGGAGCCAAACACUGCAGAUACAACAAGACACAGUGACCCAAAAGAUUUGGUGACUAAAAAGCCAGAGGUUGUAAUUUCUGCUGUGCCAAGAUUAGAAGCACAGAGAGAAAAGACUACUGAGAGACAUUCACAUCAUCUGAAAGACAGGUCAAGAAGUAGAUCGGUUGAAAGAGCCACUAGGAGUAGAUCUGGAGAGAGGUCCUCUACAAAAAUUUCUGAGGACAGAUCUAAACAGGACCAAAGGAAAGUACAGCCAAGAAGUGGUUCACGUGAAAGGUCAUCCACAAGUAAGUCAGAUGACAAAAGGUUGUCUCCAAGUAGAUCUUCUAGGAGCAGAUCAGAUGACAAGAGGUCUUCCAGGAGUAAAUCUUGUGACAAAAAGUUGUCUCCUAGUAGAUCGUCUAGUAGUAUAUCCCAUGAGAGGAGAUCAUCUAGAAGUAAAUCCCGCGAUAGGGACAGAUCUAAACAGGACCAAAAGAAAGUACAGCCAAGGAGUGGUUCACGUGAAAGGUCAUCCACAAGUAAGUCAGACCAUGACAAAAGGUUGUCUCCAAGUAGAUCUUCUAGGAGUAGAUCAAAUGACAAAAGGUCUUCCAGGAGUAAAUCUAGUGACAGGAUGUUGUUUGGAAGUAAAUCGUCUAGUAGUAUAUCACAUGAGAGGAGAUCAUCUAGAAGUAAAUCCCGUGAUAGGGCAUCAAAUAGCAAGUCUCGUAAUAAACCAAAUGAUCUCAAACAACGGAAGGAGGAAGUUUCUCAAAGGGAAUCAUCAUCUACUUCUAAGAGGUCAAGGUCAGAAAGGGAUGCAAUAGAUAAGCAAGCUGAAUCUCUAGCCUUCAGCCGAUCAAGAACUCCAAGAGAAAAUGUUUCAAAGGACAGACGAAGAGAUAGAGACAGAAGGGAUAGUAGACGAUCUAGUACACCAAUACGAGAUUCAACAAGAAAGGACUCACAAAGGUCUAAGGAGAAUCGGAAAUCAUUGAGCGGUGUUAAAAUGCCUUCAAGCAGGGAAAGGGGGCAGAGUGGGGCAAGAGAAAGAAUGUCUAGCAUCGCAAAGGAGUCUGUUGCUAAAGCUAAGGCUAUGCUAAACAAACGUACAAGUGGUUGUUCCUCUCCCAAGAAAUCUCAUAGAUAUGACAGGAGAAGGUCAUCAAAGGAUCUGUGUUUGGAUGGCUUGACAGAAUGGACAAAAACGGAAUCGAGCCAUAAAGAAACUCGUUCUGGAGAGUUAAGAAAGAAGGAGAGAGGACAUGAAGGCAGUGAACGAAAACGAAAGCACAGAUUAUCAUCUUCAUUUCAGAAAGAAUCCCUAAGUCAUGCCAAAAAGAGGAAGGCUGGUUCCAACAGCGAUGAUACUGGAAAAGUGGACAUUGCUGAUGAGAAUCACCUUGAUGCAGGUGGUAUCAAUUCUUGUACUUAUGAAGAAGGGCACACUGUCCUUGCCUGUGGAAUUAGAGACUCUAUUGAAUGUACGUCUAGUAAGGUAACAGUACUGCACACGAGCGUUAGCGAUGCCUACGAUACUACACAGAGUGAUACAUCCUUUCUACAUGCAUCAGGGUUGCAGGUUGAUAAUGGUGCCCUGAAGCAAUCAACAGGCGAUGCAGUUUACCAUCUGAACAAAGAGAUCAACGAAGAACGGGAACUAUCAGAAGGAGAAAUCGUCAGUGAUGAUGAAGAGGCAAGUAGAACCAAGAAAUCCAAACCGAAGUCGUCAGAGAAGAAAAAGAGGCGAUUAUCCAAACACAGACAUAGUCACUCUAAGAGUACGGAGAGCACAACGCAUUUCCUCAAACCACCGAGAAGAGGCAAGAAGCACAAGAGGAGAAGAAGUUCUGAUCAAGAGGCUCAAGGAAGAAAGAAAAGACCAAAAGAAAAUAUAAAAAGUGAUGAUUCAAUACAAUCACAGACAGAAGAAGAUGCGUCAGCUCAAAAGAGCAAGGCGUGUGAAGGUGGCCUUAAUGUGGAGCUUGUCAGCGAAAAUGCGUUCCCACCUAUAACUGGUUUAGAUGAUUCAGAGAUUGCACUAGGACGUCCAGAUGAUGUGGAUAUGGAAAAGGAUGUAUCAGAGCUCACUGAAACACCAGUGGAUAAUCGUCCUACACCCAUUAGUAAAUCUGAAGCAGUAGGUAUGAUGCAUGUGUCUGAAUCAGCCUUGGGAGCCUGUGGAGAUAUUGAAGAAGUGCCAAAGACUGAGACAUCGAGUUCCCCUGUAGAAGAAGGGGAACAUGAAAAAGAUGAAAAUAGAGGUGAAAGAAUCCUCAAAUUUGAAGAUGCUGUUGAAAGUGAAACUGUCGCUGCAAACGCGAGUACAGAGGCUUUAUCCGAGCAUGCUAUUUCUACACCUAUCAAGGAAUCUGUCUGUGCAGGUGAGAUCCAGGCCCGUCAAGGAGCAACAGAAGCUGAUCCCAAUGUGAGUAGAGGAAUUCUGUUUGAGGAUCUCUGCCUAUCGUCAUCUAUGGAUGAUACAUCAUACCUAUCCUGUGUUAACACCACCUCAGAAAACCAAAGACACAGUUUUAUGAACUCCAUUGAAAAAGUUGAUGAUCUGGUGAAAGAGAUCAGUGAUCCAUUGGUGAAUACUUCAGCUCUUGACAUGGAUGCAAGCCAAAAGCCGACAGAAGGGCAUGAAAAACUUGAAACAGAGAUCAGUGAAAGUCUUGGAAAAUCUGCCUUAGAUCUGCAUCACAUACCACCAAAGACAAUUACAAGUGAACCCAUGCCUGAUCCAAGCAAAAAUGGGGAAAGAUUCUCCAAAUUACAAGUGAAAAAUGCAACACAUGAUCAGAUUGUGACGGAUGGAACUCACCUGGAAACAUCACCUGAUACAUCAGCGGAGUUGAACACCAGUAAAUCAUCUGAACCUGCUCAGAAUGACGCAGUUCAUUCCUGUGAAAAGGAAGUUCUUGUGUUAAAUGAGGAUAAAUCUAAGAGUGAUGAUCAUGUUGCCGAUGAAGAUAAUGAUGCAGUGUCCCUGCUGGCAGCAAGUGGUUAUCUAGACAGCUUCAUGCAUGACAAUGCCCCCAAGGUGAAGAGGCACGUUGAUCUGUCUUUUGAUGAAGUAGAGGAAAGUAGAGGUGUCCUGAAGGAAACAGAAACAGUUGAUAAGACAGAGACUUCGCUGCAUUUGACUUGUGAAUGGAGUAAUAUCGAGUUCCAAGAUUCCUCUACCAAGAUGGGUGCUGAACCUGACCAAGGACCUGUCACUGUAGUUUCUCCAUUUUUUGAUGAUGGAUGUGCCCAAGACAUGGAAUAUGCUACAAAUCCCAUGUUAGAUGAAGAGGAGCAUGAAGAGAAUAAAGAAAUCUUUAAAGGUGACAAAGAAACAGAAAUUGAUUUUGGCAGAACUGUUGGAGACAAUAUCAAGGAGAAAGAGAAAAGCCAGACUUACAUGCCAAAUGAAGCUUCAGAGUUAAGGCCUUCCAAAAGAGACCCUCUAAACCUUGACAACAUGGACACAAGCGUUAGUGAUGCCCUAGCCACUGAAGAAGCCGGAAUCCGUACAGAUGGACAUCAGUCAUGUGAAGUUAAGGUAUCUGGUGCCUCUUACAGCACUGAGAAAAGACAUUCACCCUUAAGUAAGGCAAAGGAGGAAGAUUUAUUUCCAAACAGAGUGAAGGAAGAGGAGAAAGAGGUUGAGAAAGAAAACGUAGGUGAGGAUGAAGCCCAUGUUUCAUCUAAUCCCAUUGUGAUAGACGAUGAUGGGGUUGAAAGUGAACUCGACUUUGAAGAGGAUGAGGAGGAAGAACAGGAGGAUAGUGUCUACAUUGUUGAUGUACAGCCUGCAGACCCUCGUAAAAGAAAAAGAAAGCAAGAGGAUGAUUCCUGUAAGGAAAGUGAAGAGGAGAGCGAGGAGUUGAACCAGUCAGAGAGUGAUACCUCUGAUCUAGAAAGUAAACGGGACCCCUUGAAGACUUGUGUGAGUCGUGAUGAACCAUCUGCAGUUGGAGAGAGCGAAGGCCAUGACAAGACCAUCUCUGGCAAAGGCCUGUUGGAAAGUAAUGAAGUUGAGAGUGAUCUUGAUUGGGGAAGUGAGCCUGAAGAACAAAAUGAAGAAUAUGAUGUUUCUGAGGAUAGAGAGAAAGGCACUGAUAAAGAUAACAAGGAGAAUGGAAAGCUAGAUAAAAAGGAAGAGGAGGAUGAAAAGACCGAUGGGGAUCAGCAGAAGUGUGAGGAGGAUUCAGAAGAAGAAGGUGAGAUUCUUGACGAAGAGGAAGGAGAAGAAGAGCACUCCGAUGGAAGACACGACAGAAAAGAACCAAGUGAGAAAUCAAGAAAAGAUCAAAGACAUAGAAGAGAUCACCAAGGGCAUAGUCAGAGCCACCUCCACAGAUCCGUCCAUAGGGAUUCCUCCAGUGGAAAGCGGGAGAGGAGUUCCGACCUCCGUAGACUUGAUGUAGAGGGAAAAGGCGAGAGAGGAAGAAGUGGCUCAUCAGACCAGGACCGGAGGUCACAUAGAGAAGUGCAGGAGAGAGACAAUCGGAAACAUCCCAAGAGAGAGGACAGAGAGCGAACAGGAAAAGGGCGUAUCAAUGAGGAACGAUCCCGAAGGAUGAAGGAAGAUAGGCGGGAAGCGUCUGAGAGGAGAAAGGAAGAGGACAGGAAAAAAGCUUUGGAAAGGAAACGAGAGGAAGACCGUCGAAGGUUGGAUAGGAGAAAGGAAGAUGAAAGAAGAGAAGCAAGAAGAAGAUUAGAAGAAGAGCGUAGGCAACAUGAAGAAAAGAAGAGAGCCCGAACGAGAGAAGAGAAUAAAAAGGUCAGAUCUAGGUUACAUGAUAGUGAAAAGAAGAGAGAGCCAUCAAGAAAAUCAAAGAAAGUUUCAGAAAGCAGGAAAUCCUAACCCAUUGCAUUAAAAGUCAUCAUGUAUGAUCGAUGCAAUAUGAAAUUAUUGCCCAAGUAUAAAUGCUCAGAAUGCUCUGACAAUCGCCUUUACAAUCUCCACUUGAUCAUGAUUUAAAAUGCCCCAUUUACCAUGGAUUUACAUUUUGUUAUUGGGGAGCAUGUGUAAAAAAUACUUUUCACUUUUUGGGAUCUACAUUUAUUUUAUUUAAUGGCAGAGGUCAGAGUGUAUUCAUAAGAUGGGACUAAAUCUAGCCUUGAGAUUUUCUUGAGAGAGUCAUUUAACUUCAACGUGUAAGAACUUUGUAUGGAGGCAAAAAAGGGGGAAAUUAACAAGAGACACCUUUUCAACCAGAACAUAGAAGUAGAUGGACUGUAGUUUGAUUUGGCGUUG
Molecule: messenger RNA, 6296 nt
Organism: Strongylocentrotus purpuratus (purple sea urchin)
Lineage: Eukaryota; Metazoa; Echinodermata; Echinoidea; Camarodonta; Strongylocentrotidae
Product: transcriptional regulator ATRX
Exons: 6
Coding region: 207-5903 (1898 amino acids)
Biological process (GO): Fas signaling pathway; extrinsic apoptotic signaling pathway via death domain receptors
Cellular component (GO): mitochondrion; PML body
Molecular function (GO): transcription corepressor activity
Source: RefSeq, a predicted model, not a curated record